Messenger RNA from Huiozyma naganishii CBS 8797, 4407 nucleotides. RefSeq lists its product as uncharacterized. Bases 1 to 4407 code for a protein of 1468 amino acids. NCBI's taxonomy places the organism in Eukaryota, Fungi, Ascomycota, Saccharomycetes, Saccharomycetales, Saccharomycetaceae. Gene Ontology annotation, cellular component: actin cytoskeleton; vesicle; myosin complex. Gene Ontology annotation, molecular function: actin filament binding; microfilament motor activity; ATP binding. Gene Ontology annotation, biological process: actin filament organization; vesicle transport along actin filament. The record is from RefSeq and is a predicted model, not a curated record. The transcript has a single exon.
AUGUUUGCUGCUGGUGCGGAGUGCUGGUUGGCUGAUAGCAGUGUUGGAUGGGUACCAUGUGUAGUGGUGGCCUGUCCUGGGGGUUCUGCGGUAACGGUACAGCUCUGUGACGAUGGAUCAGAAAUCACGGUGGACGGGUCGGAACUGGAGAUGAGGUGUGGGGGUGCCGUGGCGAGCGGUGGAGACCUUACCGCACUGCCACACUUGAAUGAGCCUGCAGUUUUGCACUCCAUUGGGGAGAGGUUUUCGAGGAAGGUAAUUUACACGUACUCUGGGAUUGUCCUCGUGGCUACGAACCCGUUCGCCAAUGUCGAUGGGUUAUACGAUUCGCGCGUCAUGCAGGAGUACGCUCAACUGGGCGCAGGUGAGAAUGCUGCAGGUGCGAAUCUUCCGCCGCACUUGUUCGCCAUUGCGCAAAAUGCCCACUCCAGAAUGGUGGCUGAUCACAGGAAUCAGACGAUCAUCGUUAGUGGAGAAUCCGGAGCGGGGAAGACAGUCUCUGCGAAGUAUCUGAUGAGAUACUUGGCCGAAUUACAGCCGCAGGGAGUCACGAAUGGUAGCCUUGCUGCAUCGACGGUAGAGGAUAAAAUUUUGGCCACGAAUCCAAUCAUGGAGGCCUUCGGUAACGCCAAAACGACAAGAAACGACAACUCCUCAAGAUUUGGAAAAUACCUGGCAAUCUCGUUUGAUAGCAACCUGAAGAUUGUCGGGGCCACCAUCGAAACGUACCUGUUGGAGAAGUCAAGACUAGUGACCCACCCUGUCGGGGAAAGGAAUUACCACGUUUUCUACCAGAUGCUGGAGGGACUUGGUCAGGGGAUAAAGGAGAGGCUGCAUUUGACAACUGCUGAUGCUUAUAACUAUUUGAAUCAAGGCGGCCCGGAGCAUAUUCGAAUUGAUAAUGUGGACGAUUCAGCAGAAUUCACAGAGACGUGCAAAUCUUUGCAAAAGAUAGGUAUCACGGAAGAGAAACAGGAACAACUGUUUCAAAUUCUUUCAGGUAUAUUACACUUGGGAAACAUUCAGAUCAAUAAGGGUAGAGGUGAUCUGAAUGCAUCGGUAAGUUUGAGCGACCCGCAUCUGAUGAUUGCAUCAGAGCUCCUAGGAAUCAAUUCUGCAGAAUUUGCGAAAUGGAUCACCAAGAGGCAACUGGUUACCAGAUCCGAGAGAAUUAAUUCUAACUUGAAUCAUAGCCAAGCUCUUGUCGUCAGAGAUUCGGCCGCAAAAUUCAUCUACACUGCAUUAUUCGACUGGCUUGUGACCAACAUUAAUAAACAGCUCCAAAACAUGCUUCCCGAGCAGGCAAAACACACUGCCCAUUCCUUUAUCGGGAUUCUGGAUAUCUAUGGGUUUGAACACUUUGAAAGAAACUCAUUCGAACAGUUUUGUAUCAACUAUGCAAACGAGAAACUACAACAAGAAUUCAACCAACACGUUUUCAAAUUGGAACAGGAGGAAUAUGUCAAGGAAAAGAUAGAAUGGUCGUUUAUCCAGUUCAAUGAUAACCAGCCAUGCAUAGACCUCAUUGAAAACAAACUAGGGAUUUUGUCUCUUCUUGAUGAGGAGAGUAGAUUACCUGCCGGUUCAGAUGAAUCCUGGACCUCCAAAUUAUACCAAACAUUCAAUGUACCCCCAUUGAAUGAGGUGUUUUCGAAACCUAAAUUUGGUCAAUCCAAAUUCAUUGUGUCCCAUUAUGCCCAUGAUGUCUCGUAUGAUAUCGAAGGGUUUAUAGAAAAAAAUAAAGACUCAGUAUCAGAAAACCACAUGGAUGUACUGAAAAGUACCACCAACGAAACUUUGCGUGGCCUUUUGGAUAACUUGGAACAAAUGCAACUCGAAAUGGAGAUCAAGAAAAAAGAGGCAGACGCAGAAAAAUCCGGAGGGAAGGCCAUUUCCCAGCUAAGAAUGAUACAGAGGAAACCUACACUGGGGUCCAUUUUCAAACAGUCAUUAAUCAACUUGAUGAGUACGAUUAACUCUACAGACGUCCAUUACAUUCGAUGCAUUAAACCCAAUAGUGAAAAGAAGCCUUGGAUGUUUGAUAACCUCAUGGUUUUGUCUCAAUUGAGAGCAUGUGGUGUUUUGGAAACAAUCAAGAUUUCAUGCGCCGGAUUCCCCUCGCGGUGGACUUUUAAGGAGUUUGUAGCAAGAUACUACUUUUUAGUAGACUAUGCAGUGUGGUUGCCGUACAUGACCGAUGGGGAAGAAGAACAGAGGAACCUACUUGAAUUAAUUCAACAGAUCUUGACGACGACCAUCGAUGACGAUAUGACUUAUCAAAUUGGAAAAACCAAGAUUUUCUUCAAAGCUGGAAUGCUAGCCUUCCUAGAAGGGAUAAGAAAUGCAAAACUGGCAGCAUUGUCUGUAAAGAUACAAAAGAAGAUCAGAGCCAAGAAGACGCGUGUUUGGUAUUUGGAUACUACAACAGCCAUUAGUAAAACACAAAACCUGGUGCGCUGUAACUUGGUUCGUGAGGUUAUUCAAAGGAAACUAAGAAUUAGAGCUGCUGUCUUUAUUCAGUCGAACAUGAGAGGUUGGAAAUGUCGAUUAGAGUACAAAGUGACUGUUUGUUCUUUGAUCACACUUCAAUCAUACCUGAGAGGGAAACUUUCAAAACUUGAAAUGAUCAGGGUGUUACAGGGCAAAUCUGCGGUACUAAUACAAAAAAGGAUAAGAAGAUGUCUAGCAAUCAAUGACUUCCUCGAUCUGAGACGUUUUACUGUUUGCAUUCAGUCUCACGUAAGAAGCAAACAUGCUCGAUUGCUUUACGAAAAAUUGAAGGGAGUCUCUCAAAUCCAACAUUCGGCUGAAGCUGAGUUAACAAAGAAGCUACUGGACGUUAUGGGCGAUUUGUCUAGCAAGAUUAAGGAGAAUAAGGCGAACUGCGAUUUUGUGAAAGAUUUACAACAGAACGAAGUAUUCAAAGCGAUCUUGAGUAAGGAUGAAGCUUAUGCGGAACUGUGCGAGGAGCUUGAUAAUGUAGGUGAAGCCUUGAAGCAGAGACAGACUGAAGUUGAAAGAAUGGCUACGAUUUACCGUCAAAAUCAAGAUCUGACAAAAUCUGCCCUUUCUAGAUUCGAUGACAUCAAUUCGUUGUCCUCAACAAAGUUCACCGGAUCUUUGGAAGCCAGGUUGAACUCUUUGCAGGAGGAGGUUAACACUAUCAAAGCUGCUUUCCAAAUGCAAUCCUUAUCCGUCGACGGAAGGCAAGAUACCGAUGAGGUCGUUGGUCUAGGGAUCAGUAUCAAUGAGGUAAAAAGGAAAACUGUCACUCACAAUAAAGAUUCCGCAAUGUCGGUUAAUGUUAAGCUUCUUGUUGAAGAAGUGACAACAAACUUGUUAAAAGGUUAUCAGGUUCCUAGAACUGCGAAGUCAUGCAACGAAACAAUCAUAACAUACCCAGCCCAAGUGAUUAUUACCCUUUUAAACUUAUUUGUCACUAAGGGAUUCUGUCUUGACAUGGAUGUCUUUGUCAGCGAGACCUUCUCGACUAUCCAAGACAUUGUCAAGAAUUUACCGCAGGAUAAAACGGCUAUCCACGAUGGACUAUUUUGGAUCAACAAUGUGUGUCACGUCUAUUCCUAUGCGCAGACUGUUGCUGAAAAGGGUGCGGCGACUACGAAGUUGAGAGACGAUUGUGAGGAUUUAUUGGUCACCGUUUUCGAUUCAUGGAUGAAAUGCAUCACCUCGUUGAUGAGGUACGAUGUGAACGUUUCUGGUGCUUUGUUGGGUAGUCCUUCGAAUUUUUUCAGAGAAGAUUCCCCCGCAGAUGACACCACAGGUAACGUCCCCAUCGCAGAGAAGAAGCUGACUCACCUGUUGGUGUUUUUGUACUCCGUUGACAAUGCCGCGCAGCUGUACGAGGUGGACAGGGUGACGGUCAAUUGUGUAUUUGCCCAGAUCCUUGGUUUCAUCAACUCAUUGUGCUUCAACGAUCUUUGUGUCAAGUUCUACGGCCUUUCCUGGAAAUUGGGGAAGCAUUUGGACAACAACAUUCGCGGUCUGGACGAGUGGCUGCACAAACACGACAUAGAACUGCCCUUAUUGGACUGUCUCCCCCAUUUGAGACAGGUCGCCAAUCUGUUGCAACUGCGUGUCGCGACCGUCUCGGACCUAACAGUCGUCAACCAGCUGUGUUUUCUACUAAACCCAAUCCAGUUGCAGACUUUGCUCAAGAAAUACCAACAUGGAAGGGCCGAACCAGCUGUUCCGGGAGAAGUGUUUACACAUUUAACACAGCUAGUCAAGAACGAGCGGUACGGCAGUGCACUGACACUACAAAUGGGUCCGCGCGGCGUUGAUGCGUUACAAUCUGUGACCGCAGCGGGACACGACCCACAGACACAGCUCAUCGAGUUGCUCGACGAGUACCCGAUGCCGCACACGGCCAAGCUACUGCAGGCAUAG